AUUUCGGUUAUCACCUCAUGCUUUUCUGUAGUUGAACAAUGAUUGAAUGAACUGUGAAUUGCCUGAAUCGCUCUUUUGAUCGUUGGAGACUCAGGACGUUCCAGAUUCCAUGAAACUCUCUUCUGUCAACAGAUUGUGGCCGCCACCGUAGUUCGAUUUACAAUCUUUUUACUAUUAAAAUACCAGAUCGCGUUUACAUGAGCGGUGUGCAACAGGUCUUGUUGCUGUGGUAGUACAAUAGCCAAUUCACGGGAUACAUACUAUAAGUCUAUAACCACUAAAGAUUUUAUAGCAGUGCAUUUAACCAUACGAAAAGCUACCUACAUGUUAUAAUAUGAUACCUAUCUGCAUGAAAUGAAAAGUAGAUUUCAUAGAUUGAAUACAUGUGUGUAUAGCAAUUUAAGUAAUUUAAAAUAUUUCAAGAUCAAAUUACAAAAAUAUCCCCUGCUGGCUGGACAAUUAAAGUAUACUUCAUAAUAUUUCUAGUAACCAACAUUUUAGAUGAACAACAUGGAACAUUUAAAUUCAAAAAAUAAUAAUAUUUCUAAAUUCAAUAAAACGUUAAAAGUAUCACUAGAAAGAUGUGAUGAUCAAUUGACAUUCUGUAACCAACAAAUAAUCAAAGAAGAAGUGUUUGAAUUUGAAGACUUUGAUAUCACAAUCGAAGAAGAUGAUUUUCUCCAAAAAAUUAAACAAGAAGACAAUGAUGUUAAGAAAAUUGCUGUUCCGCUAAUAGAACAACAAAAUAUUCAUAAAAAAAAUGUGAAUGAAACUAUUCAUAUAAAUUCAUUUGUUUCUAAAAGAAAUGUUGGAACUACUAAUUUUGAUGAUAUAGAUUGUGAAGUUAACAAUGUUGACAAUAUGGUACAUAACAACAUCAUUGAAAUUGAGCCUGAAAGAUCUCAGUUAAUUUUAUCUGAUAUCGGGUCUGUGAAAAAGUCUUAUAGUUGUCAACUCUGUAAAUUAUCAUUUUCAAAUAUUGAAGAUUUAAAUAAUCACCAGAAAUUAGAUUUAAUAAAUUACCAGAAAUUGUAUAAACCUCAAAAAUCGCAGUCAGCAUUUUCUGAAGAAUUAAACUUGACAAAGCAUAACAAAACAGCUGACCAGAAUAUAACUUUUAACUGCAUGUACUGCAUUAAAACAUUUACAGUUAAAUCAAAUUUAACUGUGCAUAUAAGGAGUCACACUGGGCAAAAACCAUACAAGUGUGAACUGUGUCAAAGAUCAUUUGCUCAAAAACAAAAUAUGAUGUGUCAUAUGAGAACACAUACAGGAUAUAAACCUCAUUCGUGUCGGAUUUGUAAUAUGAAGUUUGGCCAUAAGUCAUUAUUAGACUACCAUGAAUGGAAACAUACUGGUAUUAAACCAUUUAAGUGUGAAGUUUGUGUUAGAGAAUUUUCUCGGAAAUCAAGUUUAGUUUUUCACCAAAAACACAGUCAUACAGGUGAAAAACUUUUUAAAUGUAAUGUUUGUGACCAAACAUUUUAUAGAAAAACUUUUUUGAAGAAUCAUAUGAAAGUCCAUAAUACUCUGCAAUUGGAAAAAUGCCAUAUUUGUGAUAAAACUUAUUCUUAUAAAUCAAGCUUACAAAGACAUUUGUUGAUCCAUUCUGGUGAAAAGAUGUUUGAAUGCGAUAUGUGUAAAAGAUCCUUUUAUCGGAAAACAGGUUUACUUGCCCAUAUAAAAGUUCACAUGAGAAAGAGACCUUAUGAAUGUAAUCUUUGCAGAUCAACAUUUCUUACAGCAUCAGAACUAAAAAGUCAUUUAAAAUCUCACUCCAGUAAUAAACCAUUUCAAUGCCAGCUUUGUGAUGCAAGUUUUAUAUUACAAUCACUUUUAAAUACUCACAUGAGAUCUCACUCUGGAGAUAGACCUUAUCAGUGUCCUUAUUGUUUAGUGACAUACGCUCAAAAGAAGAGUUACUCUUACCAUUUAAAAACUCACAAAGACCAUGAGUUGUACAAAUGCAGUUUGUGUAGAACAUCAUUUUUUCAAAAAAAUAAGCUAAUUGAUCAUUUAAGAUUACAUACUGGUGAAAAACCUUUUAAAUGCCUUGUGUGUAACAAGAGAUUUGCACAAAAAGCUGUUUUACAGUCACAUAUGAGAACUCACAGUAUUGAUAAAAAAUAUAAAUGUGACAUAUGUAGAGCAAUCUUUGAACAAAAAUCAAAUUUGAUUAAACAUAUAAAAACUCACCUUGCCUUUAAAUCAAAUUUUAGGUGUAGAUUUUGUAAGGCUACAUUUUUACAAAAAUCUUCUUAUAUGAGUCAUAUGAAAAUGCAUUCUACAGGCAAGCUUUAUAAAUGUAGUGUGUGUGGUACUUCAUAUCUACAAAAAACUGACUUAAAUAAACAUGAAAAGACUCAUAAGAUUGAAAAGGCUUUACUGAUGUGUAAACUAUGUAAUCAAUCUUUUCCAUCAAAAAUAAAACGUAUAAAUCAUGAAAGAAAAUUUCACACCGAAGAAGCAUUUCAAUGUCUUAUCUGUUAUAAAUUGUUUUUUGAAAAAAAGGAAUUAACACUUCAUAUCAAAUUGCAUAUGAAGGUUAUGUCAUCUGAAUGUUUGAAAUGUAAAGAACCGUUGCUACAAGCGCCUGUUUCGGCUAAAGUAUUAAGAGCUAUUACUGGAAAUAAWAAAAAUUUAUGUGACGUGUGUUCUAUCAUCUUUUAAUCUACCACAUAUGUAAUUCGCUGACACUUCCAGUAUUCUGGCAUUUCUUACCAUAUUGAAAUUUACUAUUUAAUACAUUCUUUCAUUACACUUGUAUAUACUUAAUUGGAUUUUUUAUUUUAUUAUUUUAAUUUUUACUUUUAUUUAUUAAUAACCUGUUUU
This is a messenger RNA of Diuraphis noxia (Russian wheat aphid), 2832 nucleotides long. RefSeq lists its product as uncharacterized. Lineage: Eukaryota; Metazoa; Arthropoda; Insecta; Hemiptera; Aphididae. The record is from RefSeq and is a predicted model, not a curated record.